CCGCAUCGCCUCCCUCGACUCUGUCUCUCAACACACAUCACAAUGAGGCCAACACGCGUUUACAUGGCGCCACGCCCCUCCCUCACCGGCUUUGACCCAAAGAAGCUCGCCGCAGCAACUAAAAACAUAAAAGGCGACCCGUGGGCACGAUAUGAGGCAUGGCGGUACACAGGCAUGUUCACCCGGUUCAAUCGAUUCAGAGGCACAUUCCCUGGUCUCGGCAUCGCGACUGUAGCAUUCGCCGGAUAUCUGGUAUACGAGGAGAUGUUUAUGAAGGAAGAGCAUGAGCAUCACUGAACAGUUGAGAGGAAGCCGAGGCGGAAUCAUGCACGUUUGGGGCGUCCCGGUUGAUUCGGACAUCGUAGCUCCCAUGGCUGUACAUAUUGAAUACCAAAUGCAGAACGAUGGAGAAAGUCGAUUCAAGAAUGGCUAGCUCCUGAGAAAUGGAGGUGUACCAUGAAAAUCUCAAUAGCUCAGAAUUCGUC
Lindgomyces ingoldianus is the source of this 485-nucleotide messenger RNA. RefSeq lists its product as uncharacterized. Gene Ontology annotation, cellular component: mitochondrion. The record is from RefSeq and is a predicted model, not a curated record. NCBI's taxonomy places the organism in Eukaryota, Fungi, Ascomycota, Dothideomycetes, Pleosporales, Lindgomycetaceae. The transcript is spliced from 3 exons. The coding region runs from base 64 to 297 and encodes 77 amino acids. Gene Ontology annotation, biological process: electron transport chain; mitochondrial respiratory chain complex I assembly.